UGUUGGCGUUUAGACGUGGUUAAAAGCUAUUUGGGAGCAGUUAGCUCCUUUUGCUGCAGGCGCAGUGGAUGCAAUGAAAUCAAAACCAAAGUCUGCCUUUGCCAAUACAUCAACGGGUUACGGCAGGCAUAAGCAUAGUGGACACAGCAAAGGCCACGCACAGGCCAAGGAAAAGGCAGAGAGCAAGGAUAUUACAAAGCUUGAAGUUAAAGAAGAGCAAGAAAAGGAUUUAAACUCGGGCUUCGGCGAUUAUCUGCGCACGCCGGAGGCAUGGGAGAUGAUGAAACUAUUUGUAUUUGCUAAUACUAUAGUAAUCAUAUUGACUAUGGCCUGGCCUAAUAUUAAAAUACAAUACACAAUGUUAAGCGAAUGGUGGAACGGGCAAUAAGUUAGAAACU
Drosophila busckii is the source of this 398-nucleotide messenger RNA. RefSeq lists its product as uncharacterized. The transcript has 2 exons. Lineage: Eukaryota; Metazoa; Arthropoda; Insecta; Diptera; Drosophilidae. Bases 74 to 388 code for a protein of 104 amino acids. The record is from RefSeq and is a predicted model, not a curated record.